Chaetura pelagica (chimney swift) is the source of this 1027-nucleotide messenger RNA. It is a transcript of the gene BKGD, whose product is annotated as chromosome unknown open reading frame, human C11orf54. The record is from RefSeq and is a predicted model, not a curated record. The transcript has 8 exons. Bases 77 to 1027 code for a protein of 316 amino acids. Gene Ontology annotation, cellular component: nucleus. Gene Ontology annotation, molecular function: zinc ion binding; hydrolase activity, acting on ester bonds. NCBI's taxonomy places the organism in Eukaryota, Metazoa, Chordata, Aves, Apodiformes, Apodidae.
UUGUUGACAGAUCAGUUGCUCCUACAGUGUGGUAUCUUGUAAUUUCUUACCUGAAGUAAUCAGCACCAAUUAGGAAAUGGCCAAAGUCGAAAGGUUUGCUUUUCAUGUUCCAAGUCUGGAGGAGCUUGCUGGGGUUCUGCAGAAAGGGCUUAAAGAAAACUUUGCUGAUGCUCAAGUCUCUGUUGUAGACUGUCCUGAUCUGACUCAGGAGCCCUUCAACUUUCCUGCUAAAGGAAUCUGUGGAAAGCCCAGAAUAGCAGAUGUGGGAGGUGUUCCCUACCUCAUACCUGUUGCACAGAAAGAAAAAGUUUAUGAUCUAAACACAGUUGCAAAAGACAUAGAGCUGCCUGGAGCCUUCAUUCUUGGAGCUGGAGCUGCUUCAUCUAGGAUUCUUGGAAUAAAUGCUGAGCUUAUCCCUAUUGUUCAAACAAAGAAUGAAAAAAAGCCUGCUGUAAAUGGGAGCUACGUUGCUCAGAUAAAUCCUGCAGAUAAAGGGUGCCUGCUUGAGAAAUACAGCAGUAAAUACACUGACUGUGAGUUUGGGCUGUUGGCCAACCUUUAUGCCAGUGAGGGCAAACCUGGCAAGGUCAUUGAAGUGAAAGCCAAUGGAAGAACUGGGGAACUUAACUUUGUGUCUUGUCUGAGACAAAUUUUAGAGAAACACUAUGGAGAAAAGCCAGUUGGGAUGGGUGGUACUUUUAUCAUUCAGAAGGGGAAGGCAAAGAUUCAUAUUAUGCCUCCAGAAUUUUCUGCUUGCCCUCUGAACACAGAUGAGGAUGUGAAUAACUGGCUGAAAUUCUUUGAAAUGAAGGCUCCACUGAUUUGCCAGCCUGUAAUAGUUUCCAGAGAUCCAGGCUUCGACCUGCGCCUGGAGCACACGCACUGCUUCAGCCAGCACGGGGAAGGAGGGCACUACCACCAGGACACCAGCCCGGACAGCGCGCAGUACCUGGGCUACCUGCUGCCCGCCGAGCUGCUCUUCCGCAUCGACCGGCCCCCCGAGACGCACCUGGUCGGCAGGGACUGA